AUGCAUGUGCCUGAGAACCAAGUUGUUACGAUGGAAGAACAUAUAUUACCGAAGAAAAGAAAUGAUAAAAAAAAGUGUUCGAUCUCUGGCUACAUAACGAUAUUAAACUGGUUACCGAAAUACUCUCGUUUGAAUGCUGUUUCGGAUUUAGUAGCUGGAUUCUCCCUAGGAUUAACUUUAAUUCCACAGAGCAUUGCAUACGCUGCACUUGCAAGCUUAACAGCCCAGUACGGUCUCUACUCCUGUAUAAUGGGAAGCUUUAUAUAUGUAAUUUUUGGAACAAUCAAAGAAGUAUCCAUUGGGCCCUCCUCCUUGAUGUCCCUCCUAACUUUGGAGUAUACUAGAAACAUGCCGAUAGACUUUGUUGUACUCUUCAGUUUUCUCGCUGGAUGCGUGGAAUUACUUAUGGGCGUACUACGUUUAGGAUUUUUAGUAGAUUUUAUAUCGAUGCCGGUCACAUCGAGCUUCACAUCGGCAACUUCAAUUAUCAUAAUCAUAUCACAAUUGCCAGGACUGUUAGGAAUAAAAGCUAAAGGGCACACUACUGCUGAAAACAUUGUUAAAAUAUGUCAGAAUUUGACAAAGAUUCGAAUACCAGAUUUCAUCCUUGGACUUUGCAGCAUUGCGUUUCUUCUAUUCUUCAGAAGAUUGAAAGACAUCGACUGCUGUUUUACGGAUGAUACCGACGAGACGAAGAAUAGCAAUAAAAGAAAAGUUAUAAAAAAGACCUUAUGGUUUCUUUCUAUUUGUCGCAACGCGCUAGUGAUUCUAAUUACUGCCAUAAUAGCAUUUUGUCUGGAGAGAGCAGGAUCGUCACCAUUUAUUCUUUCAGGAAAAAUAGAGUCAGGACUUCCAAAAUUCUCGUUGCCACCUUUCUCCUCUCAAAUUGGAAAUCAAACUUUCACCUUUAUGGACAUGUGUUACCAUUAUGGCACAGGAUUAAUCAUAUUGCCCCUUGUGUCGGUGUUGGCGAACGUAGCAAUCGCUAAAGCAUUUGCGGACGGCAGUAGCGUAAAUGCGACCCAAGAAAUGUUAACUUUGGGUUUGUGCAAUAUACUGGGAAGUUUUGUUUCGUCGAUGCCAGCUACAGGUGCAUUUACCAGAAGUGCAGUGUUUUCUGCCAGUGGUGUGCGAACACCUAUGGCUGGUGUUUAUGUCGGAACAAUGUCGCUAUUAGCGUUAAGCUUCUUGACACCAUAUUUUUAUUACAUUCCACGUGCUACAUUAUCAGCUGUAUUGAUAAGUGCUGUGGCGUUUAUUAUAGAUUUGAAAAUAAUACCAUUACUCUGGAAAGGAUGCAAAAGAGAUGCUAUCGCAGCAAUAUUUACAUUUUUAGUCUGUAUCAUCGGCGGUGUGGAAUUGGGGCUUUUAGUCGGUGCUCUCUUUAAUUUAAUUUUUUUUCUUCGACCAUCGGCGAGACCAAAGAUUGAGAUGAUUCAAUGCAAGGCACAACUUGGCGACAAAUACAUAAUACUCAAACCAGACACCGGAUUAUUUUAUCCUGCCACAAACUAUUUUUGCAGUAAAAUAACAGAGAUAAUUCGACAAAACGAUGAAAGUAAUAUUGCAUUUAUAAUUGACUGUGAAAGAAUUCGCAAUAUUGAUUACACUGCCAUAAAGAGUAUCGAAUUGUUACUGACAAAUAUCAACGCAGAAAAAAGGAAACUAUGGUUCCUCCAUGUCAAUCCAAAAUUAUAUGAAAGUAUUAUAACGUUUUCUAAUACUAAAUAUUUUUAUUUCAUCAACGAGGAAGAUAAAAUAUCAUCGAUCUUUUAUGAUGGUAUUCUGAUAAGUAAUAAAGAAGAAACGAAAGAGAAACCUUUAGAAUACAUGACAGAAAAUGCAACGUUUACGUGCAAUAGUGACAAUCCAAAUAAUUUAGAAAUUCUUCAUAAUUGUACAACGAAAUCCGAAGAGGUUGCAGAAGAAAUGGAAUUAAUGUCACCACAGUCAUCGGAGACAAAAUAAAAUUAAAAUGAUAAUGAUAAUUUAUUAUUAAACAUGAAAUCAAAGCAAUAAAAAACGUACAAGAGAUGUUACAUUAAUGAUGAA
Osmia lignaria (orchard mason bee) is the source of this 2052-nucleotide messenger RNA. RefSeq names its product sodium-independent sulfate anion transporter. Gene Ontology annotation, cellular component: membrane. Gene Ontology annotation, biological process: transmembrane transport. The record is from RefSeq and is a predicted model, not a curated record. Lineage: Eukaryota; Metazoa; Arthropoda; Insecta; Hymenoptera; Megachilidae.